UUCCGGAAGUGAAAUGGCGGGAGUCUCAGCAUCUCUGCCCAUCGACCCCCGGAAGCGGAAACAGAAGCCCAACCGGCCCCUUCCUCACUGCCCUCCAAAUCCCGCUGUAGCCAUUGCUGCAGAGACGAUGCCGAAACGAAAGAAGCCGAAUCAGCAGCAAGAGUCUCCCCCGCAGCAACUCCCACGCCCCAAGCGGGAUGAGGAUGGAGAUGAGGAUGACGGAAGUCCCAUUGGACCCCCCAGCCUUUUGGGCUCUCCCCCCAUGGCCAAUGGAAAACCUGGAGAUCCCAAGUCAGCACUUAACAGAGGUCCUCCAGGAUCAAGGGGACCACUGAUUCCACCACUGCUGAGUCUCCCACCUCCUCCCCGGGGUAGAGGCCCAAUUCGGGGAGGCCUAGGUCCUAGAUUUGGGCCAUAUGGUCGUGGUUGGUGGGGAGUCAAUGCUGAACCUCCUUUUCUGGGACCAGGUCAUGGAAGUCCUCCCAGGGGAGGCUUUCACAAAGAACCAAGAAACCCUCGAAGGCUUAAAAGCUGGUCCCUCAUCAAGAAUACUUGCCCACCAAAGGAUGGACCCCAGGUUUUGGAAGACAAAUCCGACCGCCCUGUCUGCAGACACUUUGCCAAAAAGGGACACUGUCGAUAUGAAGACUUCUGUGCCUUCUACCACCCAGGCAUCAACGGACCUCCUCUGUGAAACUGUGCCUUCUUAUCCUGGC
Messenger RNA from Elephantulus edwardii (Cape elephant shrew), 716 nucleotides. It is a transcript of the gene PRR3, whose product is annotated as proline rich 3. NCBI's taxonomy places the organism in Eukaryota, Metazoa, Chordata, Mammalia, Macroscelidea, Macroscelididae. The record is from RefSeq and is a predicted model, not a curated record. Bases 14 to 694 code for a protein of 226 amino acids. The transcript has 4 exons. Gene Ontology annotation, molecular function: RNA binding; metal ion binding.